AAAAACAGAGCGAGCUUAAUUUACUGUACAUAACUCUUACAUUUAUGUGAUGAAUUAUAAUUGAUGGAUGAGUCAUUGUGAAGUAUUGCAGUGCACAGAACAGAUACAAGUACAUCUACAUACGCAUAUGUACGUACAGUAGUGCAUGUGUUUGGUACCAUAUUUUUAUGUAUGUUUUGCAUAUUCCCCUUAAUUUUUUUCCACGAAAUGGCACAUUGUUUUGUUUGUAGGAACGUUAUCAGUGGAGCGAUGUAUUGCCUAUGGAAAAAACAUACAUGUACUCAACACUGCUAGAAUGUGUAAUAUCCCUGCUGAAGCAUGCAUGGUUAGUUUGGUCUACCAAUGAUUAAAUCCUGAAGUAGGAAGGACAAUCUACAGGUUAAGUCAAGGAAAAGGCAACCAUUAUCGCUGUUGUAAUGGGUGUCAAAUCCAUGUUUUCCAUUUGCUGAGAAAGCAGGUUGGGAAGGAAAAGAUAUGUGUUCGGCACUGAGGAAUGUGGCCAUCUGUGAAAGACUAGUAGUGAAGAAAUUCUGUUUCAACGAAGGAACUCAUGAGCGACUAGAAUAUGAGCGUCGAGCUGGACCAAGAGAGGGCACAAUUUCCUUAGCAAUGGAGGCUCCGUUGGUCAGAACUGAUCUUUGCUGGUUAACGAACGACUAUGAAAAGCACAUCCAGUACGUUAUGGUCACAUCACUGCCAACAAAAGGAACACUCCCGACCAACAUGGCUCUAAUUCAACCAAUGAUGGAGUGCUUCUGCUUGAGGUGGAAACCAGAAAGGCUCCUCAUCAAUCAACACCCAGUCCUCUUUCUGCAAAGACAGACCUGCUGAUUUUCACACUGGUUCAUACAUGUAUACAACUGCAGCCUGUCCAGACGUGUCCCUAAAUACCACCCUGCCAUUGUAGGGUAUCAGUUGGCCAGCUUUUCAGGUACGUGUCCUGCUGACACAAAGCCACUGACUCUCUAAUACUUUCUGCUGAAUACGAAGCUGGGGAGAUAUGAACUUAACGCAUAAAAUAACUGUCCUGGGUGUGAGCUUCAGACUAAAGGAUGCAAAUGAGGAAUGUUAGAUAUCGAGUCGGAGUGGUGUUUCAUUUUUUGGAUCACUCACCAGCGUACUACGCAUCCAGGUUACGAGUCCGGAAAGAGUUAUCUAAGGAAUUACACAAUCGUUAUUUCAGCCAAGAUCAUCGUCUAGAAACAAGAGAACCGUGUACAUUGCCUUGUUUUCGAGGUCGUUUGUUUUUGGCAACCUGCAAAUGCAUUUGUAGACGAUACUGGAGGGGAAUAUAUUGCCAAGAACGUAUUUGUAAACCUUGGCAAAGAGGAUGUACUUCCAAAACACAAUGCGUCAACAAACUGAAAUUUUGUGACAGAGUAAAAGACUGCUACGACGGUUCAGAUGAAGACAAUUGCAGCUGCACUAGCAAGGUCUGUGAUCAUGGAGGUCGGUUGGACAAAGUGACCUGCACAUGCUCUUGUACAUCAGACUGGACAGGGGAGCACUGUAGAACCCCAAGUCCAUCAGCUGAUUGUGGCAUGCGGCAAGUGGAUAAAAGCCGUAUCAUUGGAGGUCACACUGCCGACAUUGAGCACUACCCUUGGCAAGUCCAGCUCAGGUACCAAUCGGCUAGAUCUACCUGGUACUUUGUCUGCGGAGGCACGCUCAUCUCCCCUCAGCACGUCGUCACUGCUGCUCACUGUGUUGUGGACAAAUUACCCACCCGUUGGAGAGUCUAUUUGGGUCGGAAAAAACGGCAGAAAGGAGGGGAAAAAAUAAGAGACGUCACAAAAGUCUUUGUCCAUGAGCAGUACGAUGUACUCAAAGAUACCAAUGACAUAGCACUGAUGGUGCUGAACAUUCCAGUGUCGUUCACUGGGCGCAUUCAGAUGGCCUGUCUCCCCUGGCAACCAGUGCAGCAGUUCAGCAGCGACUCGGCUUGCUUCAUCAGUGGGUGGGGAUCAAUUGCAUAUGGAGGUAUUUUGCCUUACAAUCUUCAAGCCGCUCAAGUUGUGCUUAUUCCUCAGAGCCAGUGUGCUGACAUAAUUGAUCUGACGGACUCCAUGAUCUGCGCAUCUGAGUCACUGAAUCUACUCGGACAAGUUGAUGCCUGUCAGGGCGAUUCUGGAGGUCCCCUGUCCUGUGCAGCUGUCGACACCCAGGGCUACCUCAGAUGGUAUGUGGUGGGGAUAACAAGCUAUGGCUUUGGAUGUGGUACGCCUGGAUUGCCCGGGGUGUACACAAAGGUGUCAGAGUUCACUGUCUGGCUCGAGGAGAAAAUGAAUUCCUAGAUUUAAACUCAUGUUUAAUCAUUGAUCCUUUGUAACAAGGAAACAAAUCCACCCAGUUGAAAUAAUUCUAUCUGAAAUGUAAAGACAUGGAAAUAAAGAAAACAAUGCAGUAGUGAUGGCCCAAUUAUUAUAACUUGAAAAUUUCCUUGUACUUACCUGGUGUUUAUGGUACAUGUACAAAAUUUCCCCCCUUAUUUUAAGACCUGCAAGAAAGAUACAUCAUGUUGGGAUAUACUAAGGGAUAUGAUGAAGAAUGUCAGUCAUUUUUGUCAGUUCCAUGGAUAAAUAAUAUUGCAAUAGGAAUACAUACGGUACAUUCACUUUGAGGUCUUUAACAACUUAAAAAGGCCUCUUUAUUUUCAUGUAUUUGUUCACUAUUCACAACUGUAGCUUAAAAAGUGACAGGUCACUAAACCAACACGGAAAUCACUUGAAGAUUCAUAGCCAAAGUUUUAAGUGAAUCAACUCUGUCUUGGAGACAAGGCCAUACAAACUAGUACAUGUACUUAGAACACCGUUAUACAAAAAGCCUUAUCUUACAUGCUGUCAUGGGAAAACUAUAAUUUCAAGUAACUUGAAACUUUGCCAGGUGACAAAUUCAGUCUAGACUUUGAUUCAGUGCCGAAUUCAAGUACAGCCGUGUGUAACAAUGACAAUAACUGGAGGUAUUGUAACUAGCACCAUCUGAGUUAAGUCAACUUUCAAGUAUUUUGUUCUUAAUAGUAAAAAUUUGCCCUCUCUUCCCGACAGAUCC
This is a messenger RNA of Acanthaster planci (crown-of-thorns starfish), 3048 nucleotides long. RefSeq names its product chymotrypsin-like elastase family member 2A. Gene Ontology annotation, biological process: proteolysis. The record is from RefSeq and is a predicted model, not a curated record. NCBI's taxonomy places the organism in Eukaryota, Metazoa, Echinodermata, Asteroidea, Valvatida, Acanthasteridae. Gene Ontology annotation, molecular function: serine-type endopeptidase activity; protein binding.